Molecule: messenger RNA, 3359 nt
Organism: Ahaetulla prasina
Lineage: Eukaryota; Metazoa; Chordata; Lepidosauria; Squamata; Colubridae
Gene: DEPDC7
Product: DEP domain containing 7
Exons: 9
Coding region: 1646-3226 (526 amino acids)
Biological process (GO): intracellular signal transduction
Source: RefSeq, a predicted model, not a curated record
AUAACCAAAGACCUACAUACAAACACCCGCGAAAACCUCAGAAAUAUAUAUAUAUAUAUAUAUAAAAUUUAGUUUCUUCUAGUGUGGGUAGCACUGAAUUUAGUGAACUUACCUCUCUAGAAGCCUGGUUCUUUUUAAGGACUACAGCCUUAAUAUUUUCAUAUUUUGAUACUCCUCCCUCCCAAUUUCCUUGUUUUCUCUGCUUUAGGCUAACUUAAUGCUACAAAUAGGAUGCACACUUCCAGGUUCAAUCCAGUUUGUUUAUUAAAAAGUCCCAAAAUACAGGAAGCACUGUAUCUGAUUUUUAAUAGAGAAAAUAUACCCACUGACUCAUACAAAUCAAUGUGAAAAAAAUGCAAUAGGAUAAAAUUAAUUCUAUUUUGGCACCAAUCCUUUAUGUAUUUACCUUAGAGUAAAUCACCAAUGAAUUGGAUCUAGAUUCAUUCAUGCAUAGAAUAAAAUCAUUGGAAUCAAUCCUUAUUAUCAUGAGUAACACAAGUUCCAUUAAUGGGAGCUAUUUCUGAUAAAUUAUGCCAAGAUUUGUGCAUCUGUUUUGCAUCUAAUGAAAUAAAACAAGGAGUGCAGUGUUUACACAUAUGCUGUUCUCUCUGUGAUGACUUAGUUCUUCACAUUCUGAUACACUGAACAAUUUUGUUGCUGGUUCAUUUUGUAAUUUGUUUCUCCAUGAGCCAAGUACCAUGUAUGAUAAAUGCCACUGCCAUAGACCAAUAAAUUUAAUAUGAGAAUCCCGAAUGUCAGAAUUAUAUCUGUACUACAAUAACAGCGUGAACUUUUUUCAGCAGCUCCUGGAAAAUAGUUACAGUUUUAUUGAUCUGAACUUUCUGUGAAUUCAAAUUCUCAACAUUAUUUACAGAUAGGUGCAACAUUAUCUCAAUAGUUUGUCUCAAGCAGUAAAUCUAUAACCCCACAUCCAGCAGCUACAUCUAGUGGGGCCAAUGGCGAGGGUCCCUGGCUGUUGUAUGCUGUACUUAAUAAGUACAGGCUUACUUCAGGUAUCUAAUUAUACAUGUAAAAACGUUCCAUUUUUAGUCACCCUUAUCUAUGCUGGAACACAAGUAAACAUGUAUAUGCAUGCUGUUGGAAAGUCAGAUCCUAUCUCUACUUGUAGAUUAUUCUUACUCACACAACCCGAUCACAAUUCUUGUCUUUCUGUCUAGGAUUUUAGAAGACUGGUGGUACAGCGCAGGGUAUUUCUGCUGCAGGGAAAGACCCCUCACACCACUUAAAUUUACACACGUUGAGAAGAACUUUCCGAAGUUCUUUUUAAAUAACUGGAUACGAACAGUAAUAAUCUUUUCUAUCACAUUCGAUCGCUUUGGUGGAACAGCCAAUGCCAUUAUUCUAUUAUAACAAAACAGUAUAAGAAAACCAUCGGAGGUACCGGACUUUACAACAGGGAGUAAGAGUGGCUCUUUACACCUCAACUUCUACGUCCAGCUCUGGCGACCUCUAUUAAGACUAGAAGCUUAUCCCAAACACCGCCCCCCAGAGAACCGACCUGGACCAAUAGCAACGUCCUGCGCAUAUAAGGGCCUCGCCUACUUACCCCGGCGAAGAGACCACUAGGAGGCGGUGAGCGUUUGUAUCAUUCGCGAAGACGCGUUUGGCAAAAGCAGCUGCACUGAUGGCUACGGUGAAAGAGAAGGCGGCAGCUUUGAAUCUCUGCGCGGUGUACAGCCCCGCCAAUAGACCCCCAGGCUUCAGCUUGGCACAGAAACCAUUUGGACCCACUUAUGUUUGGAGCAGCAUUAUCCACGCACUUCAGACCCAAGUUGAAGUGAAAAAACGACGUCAGAAUCUGAAAUGUUAUAAUGACUGUUUUAUUGGCUCCGACGCAGUGGAUGUUGUCUACGCCCAUCUUCUCCAAAACAAAUAUUUUGGUGACACAGAUAUUAAUCGGAGUAAAGUUGUACGCGUAUGCCAGGCUUUGAUGGACUACAAGGUGUUUGAGGCUAUUCCCACCAAGGUCUUUGGAAAAGACAAACGAUCUGUGUUUGAGGAUAGCAGCUGCAGCCUCUACAGAUUCUCAAAUACAAGGAAUCAAGUGGACAGUCUUUGCAGAAGACAGCAUGGGUAUUUUAUACAGCAAAGUCCGGAAAAAAGAUUAUUACUUGGUACAUCAUCAGUGAGAUCAGAAAGUUUAGAGAAUCUCUUGGAAAACCUGAGUCUAAAACCUGUUAAUUCUCCUCAAGUAAAUCCUUCCUCACAUUUGUCUCGUCAAGUCAUUAAUGAAGUCUGGGGAGAGCAAACUAUUGCCCGUCUCCUGCAGCUAAUAGAUCUUCCAUUGCUUGAUUCUUUACUUAAAUACCACAAGAUUGGAUCCCAAUUUCCACAAACAAAGAAGGAACCUGAACGUAGCAUCACAAACAACUAUCUUGACCGAGAAAUUCUGAAAGCUUUUGGUGAUGCUCAGGCAGAUGAAUGGCUUUCAGCAGCAAUUGACUGUUUGGAAUAUCUCCCAGAUGCCAUGGUGGUUGAAGUAAGCCGCAAUUUACCUGAUCGGCCUGACAAAGUGCAUGUGGGGAAACUGUUGUUGUUUGAUACUAUUGGAAGGUAUUACAGCCAAAAAAAGGAACCAUUGCUAAACCAUGUGCCUGAAAUCCACCUGGGAAUUGCUGAGUUGCUAGUUAAUGGAAAAACUGAUCAGGCUUUGGAAGCCAUUCAGCUCUAUUUAAAAUUAUUGGAUAGCCCUGCAAGAGAGGAAUUCAGAAAACUGCUUUAUUUCAUGGCCGUGAUAGCUCAGAAUUCUGAACUUAAGCUACAAAGUGAGAGUGAAAACAGGAUGGUUGUGAAAAGAAUGUUCUCCAAAGCCAUAAUCAACAAUAAAACAUUAUCUAAAGGAAAAACAGAUCUUUUGAUUUUAUUUCUAGUGGACUAUCAGAAAGACGUUUUAAAGAUUUCAGGGACGCUACAUAAAAUGGUCAGCGAUAAGCUUCUGGCUAUACAAAGAGGCACAGAUUCCAGCCUGAAUAUGGGAUAUACUUUUUGCCAGAGGCUUGAUGAAUGUGAGUAUCAUUUCAGUGCCAAAAAAACUACAAAAGAGGAAUUGGUGUCUCUACUAAAAACUAUUGAUGAAGACUCCAGUCUCUCCACCAAGGAACGCAAGAAGUUGCUAGAUCAGUUCUAUACUAGUAAUCCAACUAUCUUUUUGCAGUAUUUUGCUGAGAGAGAUGUUCCUGUGUGUAAUGGUAGACUUGACUUCUAAAAAUCUGUACUUUGUAUCUUUAUAAAAUUGUUUUAUAUUGUACUUAAAGGUGUUAUGUAAAUAGGAGUGGACUCCACCUGUAAUACCACUAUUUAAAAACAAUAAAACCUAUUGAUUCAUAUUCUAAAUAGUG